Molecule: messenger RNA, 3015 nt
Organism: Coffea eugenioides
Lineage: Eukaryota; Viridiplantae; Streptophyta; Magnoliopsida; Gentianales; Rubiaceae
Product: disease resistance protein SUMM2-like
Exons: 1
Coding region: 1-3015 (1004 amino acids)
Molecular function (GO): protein binding; ADP binding; ATP hydrolysis activity
Source: RefSeq, a predicted model, not a curated record
AUGAUACCAUCAGUUGGGAAAGCUCUGGCAGAAAAGGCUGCAGGAAAGAUGGCAGAGUUGAUUGUAGUAGAUUACAUGGGAAGGAGCGACAUGGACAACAGGCAAUCCCUGAAAAGGAAUUGGCAAGAAUUGAGCUGCAAAGCAUCUGACAUAGAAGAGGAAGUGCAUAGAGAAGAAAUGUCAGGUAAAAAGAAAAGGAAACGUGAAGUUGACAGUUGGUUGAAGAACGUUAAAAAUUUAAGUCCUGAAAUCGAUGCAUUGGAAACGAGAGGAUCAUCUUUGAGGCUUCCACUAAAGGAGGAUCCUGUAGGAAAGCUGCAACUUCAGGUGAAAGAACUUGUUGAUCAGAGCCGUCAUUUCGAUGGGCUUGUGCUCGAUAAUUAUGACAACAUCGGGGAGCCAUGCCUGCCAACCAAAUUGUUUGGAGUAAAGUUCGAGGAAGCUAAGCAGAGAAUUUGGCCAUGCUUGGUGACUGAUAAUAUAUCAAGCAUUGGGAUUUAUGGUAUGGGUGGAGUUGGUAAGACCACACUGGCAAAGCACAUCAAGUACCAUCUCUCAGAAAAACCCAGUUAUCAAGUGCUUUGGGUUACAGUAUCUCAAGACUUCAGUGUCACCAGUUUGCAGGAUAAGAUUGCUAAUGUCUUAGGCAUUCGUCGUCUAUCAAGUAGGGACGAGGAAGAAGUCAGGGCAGAUAUAUUGCGUGGGGCAUUCAGGAAAAUGAAGAGAUUAGUAGUGCUCAUAUUGGAUGAUGUUUGGGAAGAAUUUUGUUUAGACAGGGUAGGGAUUCCUCUUCAUCCAAGCAAGUGCAGAUUGAUUUUGACUACACGCUCACGGGAAGUGUGCGACAGGAUACAAUGCCAAAGAAAAUUUGAUUUGCAAACUUUGAACACAGACGAAGCUUGGGAUUUAUUCAAGUAUAAAUUUGGUAGCGAGACCUUGCUUCACGGAGAUUUUGAAAAUAUUGCCAAGUCUAUUGUGGGAAGGUGCGGUGGUUUGCCUCUUGGUAUUAUCACAGUGGCUGGAAGCAUGAGGGGUGUGAGCGACAUUUGUGAGUGGAGAAAUGCAUUGGAACAAUUGAAAACAUGUUCAAUUGGGUAUCAUGAGAUGGAACGAGAUGUGUUUCCCAUCCUGGAAUGGAGUUUCAAUCGAUUGAAUGAAUGUCUAAGGCAUUGUUUCUUGUAUUGCUCUCUUUAUCCAGAAGAUAGUGAUAUAAGAAGAGGGAACCUAAUAGACCUCUUUAUUUGGGCAGAGCUGAUGCCAAAACGGAACUCAAGGUCAGAAGAAUUUGAUGAAGGUCACACAAUAUUAAACAAACUGAUAAAAGUUUGCUUGCUAGAAGAAACUAAAGAUUUAGGAAGGAGUCGUUGUGUGAAGAUGCAUGAUUUGGUCAGAGAUAUGGCAUUAAGAAUCACGAACGGAAAAUGCAACCUACAGAUGAACGGGGAUGUACCACGGUUCUUGGUGAAAAGCAUAGGAAAGGGAAAUUCUCAAGUAACACUGGAACCAAAAAAAUGGGCAGAAGAUCUCCAUGCAGUCUCCUUUCAUUCAUUUUCAUAUCGACAACCAGAAAUAAAAGUUCCGCCAGCCUGGUCACCAAAUUGUCCUAAACUAUCAACCUUGCUUCUUUCUCAGGUUUCCAUAGAAGAAAUCCCAGAUUCAUUCUUUCGGCACAUGUGUGGACUUAAAGUUUUGAAUCUAUCUCAGUGCUAUGGUAUAACAGAGCUGCCUAAUUCUGUUUCAGACUUGGUGGAUCUCACUGCCUUGAUUUUGAGGUAUUGUAGAGACCUCCGAUCUGUGCCACCACUGGGAAAGCUCAAGCAAUUGAGGGAUUUGGACCUAUCCUCCACUAAGAUUGAGGAUUUACCUGAAGGUUGGGAGUUACUGGUCAACCUCGAAAGGCUUAACUUGGACGAGUGUUGGAGUUUAAGACGAAAGAUAAUAAUACCAAAAGGGACAUUUUCCCAAUUUCACCGUCUUCAACGGCUAUUAUUGCCACACUAUGGUAGCGUACAAGUUAAUGAUCCAGAAGUGUUGAACCAAUUAGAAUGUUUUAGAGGAUGUUUAUCUUUUACGGACUUCUAUAAAAUUACUCGGUGGCCAAAAUACUAUAAUAAUGUUUAUAUCAAUGACAUCUUAAUUGAGGAUCCGAGUUUGGCUGAUGGAGUGCGGAGGUCCCCGGAGAAACAACUGCAUUUCCGUCAGUGUAAGCUUGGUAGAGGAUCGAACUAUCUGCCAGAUGAUAUGACAAGUCUGAUAAUCGAGGAUUGUGAGGGCAGGGGCAUUAGGUGCUUGUCAGAUGUUUUUAGAAAUUUUAUAAAUUUAAGCCACUUAUAUGAAUUGAAAAUCAAGGAUUUGGUUGGAAUAGAGUUCCUCUGGCAAUUGUCCUCUGCUUCUCCACGUGAUCAGUUGGAAGUCUCAUCUUUUAGUUCACUCCGUGAUCUCAAAGUGCUACGCCUCCACAGGUUGCCAAAUCUGGUUGGUCUUUUUUACGGAGAAUCAGAACCACAUUUGCUUCCAGCUGGCACCUUUUCUUCCCUUAAAGAAUUGGAGAUUUCUGAAUGUCACAACAUGAAGCAGCUAUUCACGGUGCAGUUGCUGCAGAACCUUCAAAAUCUUGAAACAUUAGAAGUUAAAGAUUGUAAAGGACUGGAGGAGAUAGCAGCAGAUGGCAAUGGAUUAGGACAAGGAGGAGAAGAAGGCACCCAAUUGACUACAUGUGAAGGAGCCACCGCCACUGUCAUCCUUCCGAAAUUGAGGCGGUUGCGUCUGGAAAACCUGCCACAACUGAAGAACAUUUGCAAGGCAGCCAUGAUCUGCAAUUCAAUCAAGGAGAUUAUAAUAUUUGAUUGUCCAAAGGUAAAGAGGCUGCCUUUGUUUCCUCCUACCAUGAACGGACUACCAUCUCUUCCCAGAACUCUUUGUAAAAUCAGGGGAGAUAAAGAAUGGUGGGAAUCACUAGAGUGGGACAAUCCUUGUGCCAAAAAUGCCCUUGACCCAUUUUUUUCCACGCUGUGA